AUGAAGGAAGUUUCAGUAAUAUUUCUGUUAUCGAUAGUGAAACUAAAGGCUCAAAGCGAUCCUGGAGCUACAGUAUCCUCAAUUUAUCCACCAUCUACAAUAUCCCCAAUUUAUCCAGAAGCCACAGUAUCUUCAUUGUAUCCAGUUACUGUUUCCCCAAUUUAUCCAGAAGCUACUGUAUCCCCUAUCUAUCCACCUACAAUAUCUCCGAUAUAUCCAGAGACUACCGUAUCCCCAUUGUAUCCGGAUACUGUAUCCCCCAUCUAUCCACCUACAAUAUCUCCAUUGUAUCCGGUCACUGUGUCCCCGAUAUAUCCCGAAACUACAGUGUCUCCUCUUUACCCGCCAACAGUUUCCCCCAUUUUUCCGUAUACUGUAGAAAGUACAGUUUCUCCUAUCUAUCCACCUACGUUAUCCCCAAUCUAUCCCGCAGACACUACCGUGUCCCCAAUGUAUCCAGCUUUUGAGGGAACUACAGUAUCCCCAAUCUACCCUCCUGCUAUAGACACUACAGUAAUCCCGACGACCACUGUUCCUGAAACUACUACUCCAAACGAUCCAUUUUGGGAUUUUCGAUGCACCCCUGCUUGUACACUGGAAUUCGAUUCUCUCACAUUAUCCUCUAUGAAAUACUUCCCAGUUUUAUGUGAAACGGUUUGUACAAGAACAACUCUCCGAAUCGGAAUCGAAUGUGAUAUGACUGAAAAACAAAUGAACGAUACGCUGAAAAAUAUGAAACAUUUGGUGGGCGGACUUUUGGUUUCAAGGUCGAAAUUCAAAUCGGCACAAUUUUUGGCAAAUUUAGAAUCUAUUGAUUGUGGUGGGCACUGGAAAUGCGCCAAUGUCCGAGAAAUGCACAUGGUUGCGUUUCCCGUGCAUCAACUCAAAAUUACAGGAAACCUUUGGGACUUCAAAGUCAACUUGAACGAUCGAAUGACCGAAAUCGGAAUGCCAAACUUGAAAAAUGUCUCUUGUCGAGUUUUCAUCCUCAAUAAUAACAAUAUGACCAGAUUAAAUUUGCCGAAACUUAUCCCCAUUCACUCUCCACUUGCUCCGAAUUACACACUUGAAGUGGAAGUUUCCUACAAUUUACACCCAGAGUUUUGUAUUUCCCUCCAAGAAAUGUCCAAUUUUAUGACCUACGACUAUAUUCGGUUUAGUCUGCUAACCGGAUCAUUCUGCCCUCAGAGUCACACGUCAUCAGAAGCGAAGACGUGCGAUUUGGUGAAUUAUACAUGGUCGGAAAUGAGCACAGAUUGUGUAAACGUUCAUGGAGAUGUUAUAAUUCAUGAGGAAAAUGAGGAUCAUGCGGAUAAAUUGGCUUCUGUGGUUAACAUUUUUGGAAGCUUGAUUAUUAUAAGAACCAACUUGACAAGUAUUGAUUUUCUAGACAAUUUGGAGCAUAUCAUUUCGUUGACAGAUGAGCAACCAGCGUUGAUUGUGGAACAGAACGAGAUGCUAGCAAAUGUGUCGUUCCCAAAAUUGGAGAGAGUCACUUCGCGUGCAUACGUUCCUGUCAGAUUUGAUAAUAACAGUUUGGAAUUGAUCAAGUCUCCUAGUUUCUGUUAUGAUAUUCGGAAUGGAAUCACAAAAAGUGAUACGUGGAUUGUGAAGUUUGAUGAUAAAGUUUGUGAAGACGUGGAGAAGGCGGCGGCGGCUUCUGUGGUCAAAGACAAAUCUUCCCGAACCACUGGUGGAAGACAAAUAUUGAUGAUUUUGGCGGCAGUUGGAUUUAUUUUUGGUUUUUAG
This is a messenger RNA of Caenorhabditis briggsae, 1749 nucleotides long. The record is from RefSeq and is a predicted model, not a curated record. The transcript is spliced from 7 exons. The coding region runs from base 1 to 1749 and encodes 582 amino acids. NCBI's taxonomy places the organism in Eukaryota, Metazoa, Nematoda, Chromadorea, Rhabditida, Rhabditidae.